Messenger RNA from Lodderomyces beijingensis, 1029 nucleotides. The record is from the annotation of a GenBank genome assembly. Lineage: Eukaryota; Fungi; Ascomycota; Pichiomycetes; Serinales; Debaryomycetaceae.
AUGAGGCUCCCACAUUUCGAUUUGGACGCACCGGCGGACAAAAACUACCGGCCGCCAACGACGUUCCCUCUUGGCCCGUUCAAAAAGUACAAGUACAACCCCAUACUCAGGCCCGACCCCGACAUCGAGUGGGAGUGUGCGUAUUUGUACAACGCCACCGCGAUUGUGGUUGGGAUCCACGUGGUGAUGCUCUAUCGGGCGCAAAACAAGCAAAAAGUCUCGUCUGUGGGGCUAGCGUGGUCGACCGAUGGCGUCAACUUCCAAAAACACAAGAAGCCGGUGAUUGCAGCGACGGAGAAGUACGAGCUAGGUGGCGGGAUAGAGGAUCCCCGGAUUGUGCGCGACCCCGAGCUGAAGUUGUUUGUUGUCACGUACACGGCGUACGACUUGCAAAGCGCCCGGUUAUGCGUUGCUACUAGCGAGGAUCUCUUGCACUGGACGAAGUACGGGCCCAUUGUGCCGGCAACGUGGAAGGAGAUUGCGAUUUCCACCGAGGGGCACCCGUUCAUCAGACCCAACUGGACCAAGAGCGGCGCCAUAUUCAACGAGCGCAACAAAGACGGCAAGUACUACAUGAUUUGGGGCGAUUCGCAAUUGCACCUUGCCGAGUCGACUGACUUGAAACAUUGGAAGCCUACAAGCAACAACCCCAACGUCAAUCUCUGGGCUCGGCAGAUCUUGCACAGGGAAAACUGGUUGAUUGAAAGUGGCCCUGCGCCCAUCAAGAUGUCGAGCGCCAACGGCAACAAGUGGAUCUUCCUCUACAACGCUGCCACGACUGGUGGCCAGGACUUGGCAAAGGGGACAUAUACAAUCAACCAAAUGCUUGUUGACUACGACGAUAUCCACGCGGGACCUUUGGCGAGAGCCGAAAAGCCAACAUUGAAGCCGGAGCUGUAUAACGAGGUCUGGGGUCAGGUCAAUCAAGUGGUAUUUUGCGAAGGCAUCGUGCAAUUCAACGGGGAAUGGUUUCUCUACUAUGGACAAGGCGACUCUGAGUUGGGAGUCGCAAUAGCUCCUGUUGCUUGA